UGUUUUGUUCUUUGGGAGGAUGAGAGAAGGUUUGAAGAUCAGUGCUGACAGUUAUUUGAAACAUUUGCCAUGUGUAGAUGUAACAGCUGAAAACAUCUAACAUCACAGUCUUUAAGUGUCUGUCUGGUUUUAAAAAGACAGGAAAGCGGGUAAAAAUGAUAUUCUCUCUCUUUAGACAUGAUUUGUGACACAAUUCCUUCUGAACAGCAAUGUUCUAAUGUUGAUGUGAUUUAUGAUUUAAAAGGCCUGAACCAAUAUGGAUCUUAUUCCUUGCAUCUGAAGUAUAGCACCAACUCCUAAUUAGAUCUCACCCGAGCCCAAAGUCUCUCUGAAUCCAACUCUCCCUUGAUGAUGAGCUUUAUUUUUUGAGAAUCCAGAUGGAAAGAUGAUGCAGAUUAAUUUGACUGGGUUUCUGAAUGGGAAGAACGCUCGAGAGUUCAUGAAAGACCUCUGGCCGCUGUUGCUAAGCGCCCAGGAGAACAUCGCUGGUAUUCCAUCUGCCUUCCUGGAGCAGAAGAAAGAGGAGAUCAAACAGAGACAGAUCGAACAGGAGAAACUUGCCUCUCUGAAAAAAAUAGAUGAAGAUAAAAGAGAGAAGGAGAGCAAAGAAAGAGCUCAGUCAAAAAGCCCUAAAAGGAGGAAGUCCCGCUCUCCUGUGAAGCGUGACCGUAAGCCCAGUCCCUCUCGAUCUCCUCGCCGAAAACUGAGCCCGGCUGGCUCGCCGCCUUCCAGUCCACUCAAUCAUAAAGAAGAACCAAAGCAAGAACCGGACCAAUCAGAGAGCUCCAAACCAGAGCCGCUUGUUCAGGAGGCUUCCUCUACUAGUGAUCUAGUGGGUGAAAUGAAGCCAGACUCUGUGUCUGAGGCUGUGAAAGAGUCUUCUCCAGAUAAAAUAUCCAAAUCGGAAGACAAGCCCAAACCUAGAGACCGGGACAGAGAGAAGGGUGGACGUAGAGAUCGCCCACACCACCGCUCCCGUUCACCUCGUUCUCGUAGACGACCUCGAUCCCGCUCUAGGUCUUUCUCUCCUCGUCGCAGAACUAGUCCCAGGAGGCGAAUCUCUCCAAGACGUAGGAGCCCUCCUAGACGGCAACCGCCCUCUAGGCAUAGACGUAGCCGUUCACCUGUCCGCAGGCGGCGCUCUCGCUCCCGGUCCUCCUCUGGUAGUUCAUCCUCUCAUUCACCCCAUAAGAGAGCAGGGAAACGUGGGUCAGCUACCCCACCCAGAAAACUUCCACGUCGCUCUGACCCCUCCAGCCCUUCCAGAAGACGAGGUCGUAGUCCCUCAGGACUAGACACCAGCCCUUCAGCUGUGAAGCACAGGCCUGGUGGAAGAAACGACUCUCCUUCUCCUAAACCCAGACGGUCGGAUGCAUCAGAUUCCGAGGAGGAGAAGGUGGGCAAAGAGUCAACAGCAGAUUCUGUCCAGCAGCGACGUCAGUAUCGCAGACAGAAUCAGCAGACCUCUUCAGACUCUGGCUCAUCUUCCUCUGAAGAUGAAGGUUCAAGGAGACCGAAUAGGGGGGGAGGUGCGAGGAAUGGAGAAAUCAGAAGGCGGCGGAGCCGUUCACCUGCAUCACCACGGAGACGGCAAAGAGAUGCAUCACCAAGAAAGAGGCGUUCUCCAUCACCUGCUGGCCGCAGACAUCGUUCACCUUCUCCUGUUCGCCGCCGAAGAUCACCCUCUCCUCCCCCAAGACGCAGAUCUCCAUCUCCACCUCACCGGCGCUUCACUCCCCCAAUCCAGCGCCGAUACAGUCCCUCCCCUCCCCCAGCUCAAAAGAGACGCUCAUCAGGGUCUCCUCCCAAGCGCAGAAGAUCUCCAUCCCCCGUGUCCAAGCGCAGAGGGUCUCCUUCACCUGUGUCCAAGCGUAGAGGGUCUCCUUCACCUGUGUCCAAGCGUAGAGGGUCUCCUUCACCUUUGUCCAAGCGCAGAGGGUCUCCCUCACCCGUUGCUAAGCGCAGAGGGUCUCCCUCACCCGUUGCUAAGCGCAGAGGGUCUCCCUCACCCGUUGCUAAGCGCAGAGGGUCUCCCUCACCCGUUGCUAAGCGCAGAGGGUCUCCCUCACCCGUUGCUAAGCGCAGAGGGUCUCCCUCACCCGUGGCCAAGCGCAGAGGGUCACCCUCUCCUGUGGCCAAACGUCGGUCCUCUCGAUCCCCGAAACGGAGUCGUGGCAGUAGUCCAGGAAAAAGACGUACUCCACCCUCCUCUGCUUCACCCCCACCCCGCCACCGUAGAAGCUCUCCAAAUCCUCCUGCAACCCAGCGGGGCAGAGAUAGUCGCUCUUCUCCCUCUGCACAUAGCACACGAGUGUCUUCCAGUCCUCCAGCUCGAUACGGCCCCUCUGGUUCAUCCCCACAGAGACAAAGACGCCAGACGUCCCCGUCUCAAAGUAGUACCAGACCCAUUCGCAGGGUUUCUCGCACACCAGAGCCACGCAAAUCUCAGAGAGGUUCUCAGAGCCCCCAACCAGUAAGGAGGCAGGUUUCACGGUCACCAUCUGCUUCUCCUCCAACUGCUCCGACGGCCCUCAAGCGGCCUGCUUCAGUCUCCCCUUCUCACUCUGCUAGCCGUUCUCCACCUCCACCUGCAAAAAAGAGCAGCAGUGUCUCCCCGAGCCCAUCACCUAACAAGAACUCUGAUGCAGAAGGUAGUAAGAAGAAGAAAAAGAAGAAAGAAAAGAAACACAAGAAAGAGAAGAAGCACAAGAAGCAUAAGAAACAGAAAAAGGAGAAGAGUGGAGAAGAAAAGAGUGGAGGGGCAGGAGGAGGACACGGACAGGAAGCAGAGCCAGACUCUGACCAGAAAAAGGAAUCAGAGAGUGAAGUAGAAGACAGUUUGGAUGAUCUGGAGAAGCAACUACGUGAGAAAGCUCUUCGCUCAAUGAGGAAGGCCCAGAUGUCUCCAUCAUCCCAGUCCUGAGGAAAUAUCCACCACAUCCCACAUUUCCAUCUUUUUCUUCCACUCUCUGCAUUUUAAAUGUUUGAUGUUGGUUCAGCCUUAGAAUGUACAAAUUGUUAAAAUUCUCCCUAGACUUUUGUUUGUUUGGACUUUUUUUGGGGGGCAUGUUUAUUGCUGAGGCGUUUUAUGAUGUAGAAAAAGACUGAGCAGUUUCUUCAUCAGAUUCUGCCCUCUUUUCCACCCUUAAAUACUGUCGAAAAACCGUUUAUCCAAAAACAAACCUUUUUUAGUCCCCACCCCACCCUCAUAAUUCCUGUGUUGCUUUUACGGUCACGAUGAAACAAAUGAAAAGCUUACUUGCAGUUCUGAGUUAAUGAUGUACAAGUUAGCCUAUGGAUUCUCUCUUCACUUCAGCAGGACUUUUUACGAGAGUUUUGUUUGCAUGGACAGCAGACCCUGGUGUGUUUGUCCUCUUGUGUGCAUGAUCCAUAAACCAAAAUGCCCAGAGAGCUAAUCCAGAAAGCUGCUCUCUCUGUUCACCUGAGCAUUGUGGCAGUGUUUAAGCUCUAAUGUGCACAUGAGAACAAAUCAGUUAAGUCUGUUUUCAUCCUUUUUUUUUUGCUUUAUAUUUUUUGUAACCUAAGUUGUGUUUGAAAUUGUUGAACCCUGCAGUAAUUUCUGGCUUUGAACAAAGUCGCAUUAAAAUGGAAAAAAAAAAUUGUCUCAAA
Molecule: messenger RNA, 3630 nt
Organism: Carassius gibelio (silver crucian carp)
Lineage: Eukaryota; Metazoa; Chordata; Actinopteri; Cypriniformes; Cyprinidae
Gene: srrm1
Product: serine/arginine repetitive matrix 1
Exons: 15
Coding region: 386-2923 (845 amino acids)
Biological process (GO): mRNA processing; regulation of mRNA splicing, via spliceosome
Cellular component (GO): spliceosomal complex
Molecular function (GO): RNA binding
Source: RefSeq, a predicted model, not a curated record